CGCGUGCUUUUCACUCUUUUUGGGGGUUUUCCUGUCGUCAGUCCCGGAGCUCACAGCUGCUUGCAGCCAGAGAAUGUAUUCACCGUACAGAUCAUCAGAGAUAAUGUGAUAUAUAACAUCGAACCCAAAGAAUACAAUGCUUUUCAAAAGUUCAAUCGCACCUUCAUCUGGAAUCUGAAGCCGCCGGCUACAAAGAGCUUACAUUUGAAUUUCACUAGUACUGGUUUACGGCAGAUUCAGCCCACAGACAGCUGCCCAGACAAACACGUUUACAUGCUCGCAGUGGAGGAUGUCAGCGUUGGAAGGUUUUGUCCGAAUGGAACUAUUAGACAAGUCGAUGUGCGUCACGUUGGCAAACUGUCUUUGGAAGUGUCUGGAGGUCGAGCUCUGGACAAGAAGGUUAUCGGUGUGUCACUGGGACAUCUCAUUAACUCACUGGCUAAUUUCCAUGUUGUUCUCCCAGAGAAGAGUUCAACCCAGGACUUCUUUACCCCAAUCGCUUUUCCUGAAAAUGCAGAGACAAUGUGGUAUUUUACUGUUCCCCACGCGUACUACACUGAUGUGCGCAUUCUGAGCUACACUGUCCCAACAUGCCUCCAACCUGAAAACAUCCCUACAAUGAAGUACACUUGGCAGGGCAAAGAGCCUCUGGUGAAACUGAUGAAUGUAAGCCAGCCGUCGGUGGAGCCUGGAAACUUUAAUCUCUCCAUAAAGAACUGCAAAAUAUCUGGGCCACAGCCUCCAUCGCAAGGCCUAAUGGUGCACGUCCAGAUCUCUGCCAUCAAGAGAAGCAAGGGGCAAUGUGAAGGGGAUCUGCCUGAGAAGCAAGUACUACAGAUACGUGUAAAUAAAAAGGAUCCCAAGUCAACCUGCGUGUUGAAACUGGAUUCGGUUAUAAUGGACACAAUCACCAUAGCUUCAGGGAACCAUUUUGUCCUGAACUCCUUUGACUGUAACAAGGAUGAAAUGGAGUUAACUGUCAACCAGACCCUAGAAUGUAAAGAAUGGAGAGACUGUGCCUCCACUCCAUUCCCUCUAACUUUCAACUACGAGCAGCAGUGUAUACCAGGAGUUUUGAAGACGAUCAUCUGGCACCUUCAUGGCCCUCAGAACAGUGCAGUGGAGCUUCAGUCUCCUGCGGGAGAUCUGCGUUAUUGUCCGCCUGAAGACAAAUGCAACAGCAUCAUCCUGCUAAAUGUGUCCCAUGUUAACUCCGGCAUUACUCUUGGGCAGUUUUGUCCAAAGGGAACCAUUCAGAAAAUCCAAAUCCGUGAAUCCAAGAUUGCAAUAACUGCCUCCGUUGUGAGUUUCAAUGACCGGAAUUUGGCAACUAAACCCUUCUUAACCUAUUCAUUUACACAGGACAUAUCAGAGCACUAUAUAUUCACUGUUGCACCAAAAAUGGAUAACCCUACCAUGUUGGCGACCCCAGCCUGGCCGUCUGGCAUGAAAGCGUCUAGCACUGUGUCCUGGAUCGUUAACCUGGAGCCUCAGUUUAAGAGCAAUCUAAAGUUCAGAAAUGUCAGCCAGCCCAAGUGUAAGGAGGUGCACACAAACAUCGCAGUGCAGACCAUUCGCUCUCAAACGACGCUGUACAGCACUAAAAAAGAUGAGAAGAUUAAGGAUCUCCUGGUUCCAGAAAGUUUUUACCUGAACGUGACUAACUGCAAGUCACCGACAGGAGCCUUCCGGGCGAUGAUGGAGAUCACGCUGCAAAACAGCAUAAACAAGCUUUUGGGCAUCAUCCUAAGUAUUGUGGGAGUUGUGGUGGUGAUCGUAACAGCUGUGGGGAUCUGUUUUUUUCUCAGGUGA
This is a messenger RNA of Sinocyclocheilus grahami, 1812 nucleotides long. RefSeq names its product CUB domain containing protein 1a (gene cdcp1a). Bases 274 to 1812 code for a protein of 512 amino acids. NCBI's taxonomy places the organism in Eukaryota, Metazoa, Chordata, Actinopteri, Cypriniformes, Cyprinidae. The transcript has 8 exons. The record is from RefSeq and is a predicted model, not a curated record.